CGCAUGCGUAGCCGUAUCUACAAAUUGGUGUAUAUAUUAUGUGCAUUUACGACGUUCGUAUAUUUUUGUACUCUAAUUAUUAGAGUUUAAUAUUUCGAGCAAACUAUGAUAAUUUUUGCUGUAGCUUUUAACGAUUCAUCGGUUUAAAUUGUAUAUAAGUUAUGUUAAGAUGUUUGGUUGAAAUGACAAUAGCGUAAUACGGUUCCAUUUUUGCGUAUAACCUCAAUAUUAAUAGCAAAGGUUAAUUUGAAGAUUUCUUUUAUUUCUCAAUAAUGUUUGCCAAAUUUCGAAAGUGUUUAUCAAAUUAUUCUGUAACUAUCAUAAAGAAUCCUAUUCGAAAAUAUGCCGUUCCUGCAGUUACUAAGUCAGAUAUGACGAAAGAAGUAAUUUAUCCACCAGUACUAGAUCUGUCUCGAAAGGCUAAAAGAAAUAGGAAAAAGGAGGUAUGGUACAAUAAAAUUAAAGUGUUAGAAACUGUAGAGGAAAAAUUGUAUGGAAUUAAUAUGCCACGUUACUAUGGUUGGAAAUCAUUGCAACUGCUUGAAGGGUGCGUUCCUUACAACUCAUUAUCUCAAGCCCAAUACAUUACAAGGACUCAUGUUGUAGAUGAUUAUCAAUUACCUAACUGUUAUGAUGAUUUAAUUACAUCUGAACAGUUAGAUAUUAUGAUCAAAGAUCUUAAAAAACCUAUAGAGGAUGCUCUUACUUUCGAAUAUUCUUAUAGAUUGAGAGAACUGAAAACCAAGAAUAUACAAGACAAAAGAAAACUUCAAGUUGAUAUUACAAAUGCAGUCAUUUAUCAAAUCAAUAGAAUAAUAUUAGCUACACUGUCUUCGACUAUACCGCAUUUAAUGGAGGCUGAGAUAGAUUUUGAACCAAGAGUGGAAGCAUUUUGGUUUGCAGGUGGCAUAGAUCCUCCAAUUUUAGCAAGGAAAGCAAGACUAAAUUCCAAAACAGAUAAAGAAUUAGUAGAUGAUCCAAUUGAUAUACCUGUUCAGUAUACUGGUUCUCCAGUUUUGCAAUUAAGGCAUCAGUUUCCUUUGAAAGAAAUUAUUUCUUUAAGUGAUUCUAAAAAUCCAGAAUGGAAUGUUCCUGAAUACAAAUUGGAUCCCAGAGUAUUGGGACAUACCUAUUCAUAUAAACAUGCUGUCAGUGUUCCUGGUUUUUGGCCUGGUGAUCCCGCUGAAUUUGGUUUAUUGUCUUAUCAUAAUUCGAAUCAUUUAUUAAACAGACGUAGUACCUACGAUGAUAAAUUUGACGCGUUAGUCGUGCAAGCUAUUUUUGCAUCUUACGGUUGGCUUCUAUCACAGGCUUGUUAUCAAGGUUUUUCCACAGUUAAUGAUAUAACAUAUCCAUUAGUAUCGCAAAGUAUUAUAACAGAUGGUGAGUUCUGGUCGUUCUGUGUUUACCAAUUGAAUACCACAUUGGUACAUUCAGAAAAUGCGAAUCAAAAUCCUUUGCGCAAUAUAUGCUGGGUAACUCAGCCAGAAAAGUUGUUUGAUUCGACGGAAGAUGAGAAAAUUCACGGUUUUAACGAAAGUGUUUUAAGAAACUUGGUAAAGUUCUAUAUUAAUACGCCCGAAGAAAGAAUGGGGGUAAAUAUGAAGCCAUAUUUAGGGGAAUCUGUAAAACAUAUUGCUGAUAUUUCGGACAACGAUCGGAGAACGUGGUUAGAGCAGUCUUUUAAACAUCUCAUGUCUAACAGACAGAGACAUUUCAAAAUACCCGAAAUAGCAAAUUGGCAGAAAAUUUAUAUAAUCGAUUACAAUACUCGACCUAUAGAUAAGAAACGUGAUCCAUGGCAGUUUGGUUACCGACCUAUGAAACGAAGAUUGGACGAUCAUUUACCGAUUUAUAUACCGAGAUGUUUAAGAGAAAAUCCAAAGAAAAGAAGUGUAGGACGUUGGGCAAAAACGUAUUAUCCGGAUGCAUAAAAUAUUCAGUCGAUGUAAAUAUAUAAUAAUUAAAUACAAUUGGAUUUAUUUCAUUUUAUUUAA
Colletes gigas is the source of this 1997-nucleotide messenger RNA. RefSeq names its product 28S ribosomal protein S30, mitochondrial (gene mRpS30). Lineage: Eukaryota; Metazoa; Arthropoda; Insecta; Hymenoptera; Colletidae. Gene Ontology annotation, biological process: translation. Bases 273 to 1934 code for a protein of 553 amino acids. The transcript is spliced from 4 exons. Gene Ontology annotation, molecular function: structural constituent of ribosome. The record is from RefSeq and is a predicted model, not a curated record. Gene Ontology annotation, cellular component: mitochondrion; ribosome; mitochondrial large ribosomal subunit.